Harpegnathos saltator (Jerdon's jumping ant) is the source of this 924-nucleotide messenger RNA. Its product is annotated as V-type proton ATPase subunit e. The record is from RefSeq and is a predicted model, not a curated record. Gene Ontology annotation, cellular component: proton-transporting V-type ATPase, V0 domain; plasma membrane proton-transporting V-type ATPase complex. Gene Ontology annotation, biological process: proton transmembrane transport. Gene Ontology annotation, molecular function: proton-transporting ATPase activity, rotational mechanism. NCBI's taxonomy places the organism in Eukaryota, Metazoa, Arthropoda, Insecta, Hymenoptera, Formicidae. Bases 167 to 424 code for a protein of 85 amino acids. The transcript is spliced from 4 exons.
UGCGUUUUGCGCAAGUCUUUGGUCGAAUCGAUAUAUCACGUGAAGAUCUCUCAUGUGAUCCUUCCCGUUUUCGAUAGACUGAGGGGUUUGUACAUUAUACGUUCUCCGGCUUCCAGACUACAAGUUCCGUGAAAUCUCAUAAUCGGAUAAUCAAGAAAGAAGGAAAAUGGGAGCGACUGCCAUACCUAUAUUGGCUUUUACGAUCAUAUGGGGUAUUGUAGGGAUAGGUUUACCAUUCUUCGUCCCUAAAGGACCAAACCGCGGAAUACUUCAAGUGAUACUGGUAAUGACAGCUUUCACAUGUUGGUUAUUUUGGCUGUGUUGUUAUAUGGCACAAAUGAAUCCAUUAAUUGGGCCAAAACUAGAUAGUGCAACGAUAAAAAUGCUGGCACGAGAAUGGGGUAAUCUUAUCAUGGAAGGUUAGAUAACGCAUAUAGAAACUUUUAAUCUUAAAUAUAUGCAUUUAUUCUUUAUCUUUCUCUGUCCUCUCUGACGUAUAUGUGCAAAUAAUGUUUUUGAUAAAGCUGUAUAAUUACAGAAAAAAAACAUCAAAUGAAAUGUUAGUACAUUGGUCAUUAGUAUAUUGAAAGCAUAUAUUAUUUGAAAUAUGAUUAAUUAUGACUAUUUAAAACCUAAUUUAUCUGCGAAACAUCCAUUACUUAGAGAUGCCUGAAGAUUAAUGUAAUUAAUGUAAUUUUUAUUUUGAUUGUAUUAUAUAGUUAUAUGUUCAUUAUACAUACAGCGAUAUUCAUUGUUGUAUAAAAUCACGUAUGACAUGAUAAUGAUAAUAUAAUAUAUUGUUAUUUCUUAUAUAAUUCAGUAUAAUAGAAAGUUCAGAAGAUUUUAAACAAUAUUAUUAUUAUUAUCCAUACCUGUGUAUAUAAUUGUAACAAAUUGUUAAAAUAAAAACUUAGCAAUUGAAAA